Messenger RNA from Leguminivora glycinivorella, 564 nucleotides. RefSeq lists its product as uncharacterized. The transcript is spliced from 2 exons. Bases 1 to 564 code for a protein of 187 amino acids. Lineage: Eukaryota; Metazoa; Arthropoda; Insecta; Lepidoptera; Tortricidae. The record is from RefSeq and is a predicted model, not a curated record.
AUGGUUGUGUAUCAGACGUGCAUCCUGAGCAUACUCUUGUACCGGGCCGAGACCCGGACAUCGUAUGCCAAGCACGAACGUCGUCUUAACGCCUUUCACAUGCGCUGCAUCCGGAAUAUUUUGGGCAUACACUGGAAGGACAAGGUCACGAACGAGAGGGUGCUUGAGAUUGCUCAGCUACCCAGCCUCUUUGCGCUGCUAAAGCAGAGACGCUUACGCUGGCUGGGGCAUGUGCAUCGAAUGCAACCUAGUCGUUUGCCACGGCGUGUCAUGCUUGGUGCCAUAGCUGAUGCCAAAAGAAGCGUAGGUCGGCCAAUGCUACGACACAAAGAUUGUGCCAAGCGUGACAUGCAAGCCUUCAACAUCCCGGUCCACAAAUGGGAAGAGCUUGCCGAAGACAGAGACAAGUGGCGCAAACUGGUGUUCGACGGACGUACAAUCCACGACAAUGCUUGGUUUGCGGCACUCGCAACUAUCUUAAUCGAAGCUAUAGCUGAGUCAGCUGCAGGCACUUUGUGCGCGUCGGCCAUUGUUGGCGUGGCGCCAGGCUCUCGACACAUCUAG